CGCUGGAGCGGCGGAUGGAGCGGGCGGAGGCGGCGCUGCGGGAGCGGCCCCUCGCCGCCCUGCAGCUCCACGGGGUCCCGGUGCUGUUCGAGGAUGUGGCAGUGCGGUUCAGCCAGCAGGAGUGGGCAAUCCUGGACGAGGGACAGAAGGAAAUGUACCGGAGCGUCAUGGAAGGCAACUACGAGAUGCUGGUGUCCCUGUACUCUGCCCUGUCCAAGCCUGAACUGUUACUGCAGCUGGAAAGAGAAGAGCUGAGCACACCCCUGGAAUCGGAGCCAGAGGCAGCAGAGGUGUUCCCAGAGCUGGCUGUAGAGCCAGCCCUUCAGAACUGCACCAGCAAUGAUGCACCGCUGGAGACAGAGACAGUGGAGAGGGGCUGCAGGGAGCCAGAGGAAAGUGGGAAUGUGGCAGAGAAAAGUGGGAACUUGGUAGAGGAAAGCGAGAACUUGCUGGAGGAAAGCUGGAGCCUAGUGGAGAUAAGUGGGAACCUGAUAAAGGAAAUGUGGGAUGUGACAGAAGAAAACAGGAGCUCGGCAGAGGAAAACAGGAGCCCAAGAGAGGAAAACAGGAGCACAGCAAAGGAAAGUGGGAACCCAGCAGAAGAAAGUGGGAACCUGGUGGAAGAAAGCAGGAGCCCAGCGGUCCCAGAGAACUGCAGCACACCACCUGUCCCUCUGGAAGCCACCGCUGUCCUGGCGGAUGUCAGCCAGCCGACCCCAUCCCCUCCCCACCCGCUCUCUGUGCACUGCCAGGAAGCCGUGGGUCAGAACUGUUCUCCCCCUGCAGCAGGAGAUGCUGAAGUGGGGAUCCCAAUGGAGGUGCCGCAGGAGGAGGUUGCCUCAGAGAAGCUGUCAAUGCCCAAAACACCCUCUAAGGGCCUGGAAGAGGACAAGGGUCAGGAAGAGGAGGCUGUGAAAGAUUCACGGAAUACUGGCCAAGAUCUGGUGGCCGACAUCCCUGAAGAGCCAGGAAAGGAGGUGACACCAAAUGUCCACAAAAUGACAGAACAGGCAGAUUCCAGCCCAGAGGAGCCAGAGAAGGACUCCUGCGUGGGCCGGCCCAUGGCCUGGCAGCGAAAUUCUGCCCGGGAAUUUUACUCCUGCCCCAUCUGCAGGAAAACCUUCCUGCUGAAGAUCAACCUUCUGAUCCACCAGCGUGGCCACAACAACUGGGUGCCCUAUGUCUGUGUCCACUGCGACCGCAAGUUCAUGUCCAAGAAGAAAAUCAGGCGGCACCUCCGUGCCUGGGCAGCCAACGGGACGUGCCAGCCCUCGGAGGUGGAGGUGUGUCCCAGCCAGAUGCCAUUCCCAGCAUCCCAUCCCCAAACCUGGCCAGCUAACGGGACGUACCAGGCCUCAAAGCCAGAGGAGUGUCCCAAUAGGACGCCGUGCCCAACAUCCCAGCCUCAAGCCUGGGUACCCAAUGGCACCUGCCAGCCCUUGGAUGCAAAGGCAUGUCCCAGCCAAGGGACAUCGUGCCCAACGUCCCAGCCCCAAACCUGGGCACCCAAUGGCACCUGCCAGCCCUUGGAUGCAAAGGCAUGUCCCAGCCAAGGGACACCAUGCCCAACGUCCCAGCCCCAAACCUGGGCACCCAAUGGCACCUGCCAGCCCUUGGAUGCAAAGGCAUGUCCCAGCCAAGGGACAUCGUGCCCAACAUCCCAGCCCCAAACCUGGGCACCCAAUGGCACCUGCCAGCCCUUGGAUGCAAAGGCAUGUCCCAGCCAAGGGACAUCGUGCCCAACAUCCCAGCCCCAAACCUGGGCACCCAAUGGCAACUGCCAGCCCUUGGAUGCAAAGGCAUGUCCCAGCCAAGGGACAUCGUGCCCAACGUCCCAGCCCCAAACCUGGGCACCCAAUGGCACCUGCCAGCCCUUGGAUGCAAAGGCAUGUCCCAGCCAAGGGACAUCGUGCCCAACAUCCCAGCCCCAAACCUGGGCACCCAAUGGCACCUGCCAGCCCUUGGAUGCAAAGGCAUGUCCCAGCCAAGGGACACCGUGCCCAACGUCCCAGCCCCAAACCUGGGCACCCAAUGGCACCUGCCAGCCCUUGGAUGCAAAGGCAUGUCCCAGCCAGGGGCCAUGCCCAACAUCCCAGUGCCCAACAUCCCAGCCCCAGACCUGGGAAGCCAAUGGGACCUACCAGGCCUCGAUGCCGGAGGAAUGUCCCAGCCAGACCCUGUGCCCGUCCUCCCAGCCACAAGCCCCGAGCAGGGACUGUGGCACGGUGUGGCAGGAGCCUGGCCCCGCCAGGUGCUCGCUGCCACCUGGAAAAGUGAUGUACACGUGCACCGAGUGCCCGGAAACCUUCUCCAACCAGGUCUUCCUGACGGUGCACCAGCGCCGGCACUCCGGCCACCACCUCAUCCUGUGUCCCUGCUGCAACCGCAGCUUCACCUGGGUCUCGGACUUCGUCCGGCAGCACUGGAUGCACAUGGGCGUCCGGCCCCACCAGUGCGGCAUCUGCCAGAAGACCUUCAAGAGGUUCUCCCACCUCAAGGCGCACCAGAGGAUCCACAGGCGGCAGGAGCGGCCGUUCACCUGCGCCAACCCGGGGCCCGUCGUGGCGGCACCCGCAGCAGGAGACGGGGUGGGAAGCCAGGCUGUGACCCCCCAGGGAUGGGGUGCUGCUGUCGGACCUUGAGGUGUCCUCCCGGGAAUGGGGGGCUGCUGUUGGAUUUCAGGGUGUACACCCAGGGGUGGGAAGCUGCUGCUGAAAUUUGAGGUGACCUCCCAGAGAUUUGAGGUGAUCUCCCAUGAUGCUGCUGAUGGACUUUGAGGUGAUGCCCCGGACACAGGGUGCUGCUGAUGGACUUUAGGUUGUCCUCCCUAGGAUAGGAGGCUGCUGUCUGAUCUUGAGGUGAAGAAUGGGAUGCUGCUGCUGAUGGGCAUUAAGGUGUCCUCUCAGGAAUGGGAUACAUGAUGAAUUUUGAGGUGUCUUCCCAGAAAUAAGAUGGUGCUGUUGAACCUUGAGGUGACCUCCCGAGAACAGGAUGGUGCUACUGGAUCUUGAAGUGACUCCCAGGGAUGCAAUGCUGCUGCUGGAUUUUGAAGUGACCUCCUGGGGACCGGAGGCCACUGUCAGACCUUCUCCCCUCUAUCCCUCUCCAGAUGAAGGCUGGAACAUGGACAACAUUUUCUGGCUCCCCUGCCCUGGUGUGGGGAUGGGGGGCACCUGCCCAGCCCAUGUGAGGGGCUCCUGGUUCCCAAGCCCUGGUGGGGUGGGUGGGAUGCUGGGAGUGGGUCCCUUUUCUGGA
Serinus canaria (Common canary) is the source of this 3255-nucleotide messenger RNA. RefSeq names its product zinc finger protein 709-like. NCBI's taxonomy places the organism in Eukaryota, Metazoa, Chordata, Aves, Passeriformes, Fringillidae. Gene Ontology annotation, biological process: regulation of DNA-templated transcription. The record is from RefSeq and is a predicted model, not a curated record. The transcript has 6 exons. The coding region runs from base 15 to 2642 and encodes 875 amino acids.